AUGGGAAAUGAAUUGAGUGUUCCACAAAAAAAUGAAGAGGAGAUGAAUGAAUCAUCAACAGACCCUUCACAGAUUCCUCCUGAAUCUGGAUGUGUUCAAAAUGGGCUGCCUGCUGUAGAGUCAGCUCUCCUUGUUCAACAGAAGAGUGAUGCCAAUACAGAGACAAGUGUUAACCAGGGUAAUGUGGCCACUUCUUCCCAUACAACAAUGGAGAUAAGCACUGUUUCUGAGGCCAACGGAAAGAAUCUUGGGAAGGAGGCCAAAGCCCCAACACCAGCUGCUAAAUCUCGUUUUUUCUUGACACUCUCGCGGCCUGUACCAGGACGUACCAGAGACCAAGGCACAGAUUCAUCAGUUGGAUCAGUGAGCCUGGAUGUCAGCUCUGCAAACCCCCCAGCGAACAAAGCAUCAAGUGAGAACGUGAAACUUCCGGCAACAGCUGCACUGGAAGAAGAUUCAGAUAAAACCCAAAACCAGGUCCCAGCUGAAGCAUCCCUUAGCACUACUGAACAACCAGCAUCGCCUCCACCUGAGGCAGAGGGUGCAGCCCCUGCCAAACCCAAGGAACCCAGCUUUUUUGACAAAUUCUUCAAGCUGGACAAGAAAAAAGAAAAUAUACCUGUUCCCAUUGGAAUCCAAGAGGGAACCGAGAAUAUAGAGAACCAACACCUGGACAGAGAGACUCCUGGAAUAUCAAGCCAGUCGAACAAUGUCCCAGAGGAGAAGGACAUAGUAGACAGCAAGGAAAAGAGUGAACAGGAAAACCUAGUGGGUGUCAAUUCCUCAGUCCCUGAAGAUACAGAGAAACCUGAAAUUGUGCAGGAGAACCCCCAGACUGGAAAUAUAUCAGAGAACAAUAAUUCCGUCAUGAGUUUCUUUAAAACACUGGUUUCAUCUAACAAAGCUGAAACUAAAACUGAUUCAGAAGACAAGGGAUCGAAAGCUGAGAAGGUCCAUGAUGGACCAUCUGGUCAGAAGACAACGGGAGAAGUCCAGGCCAAAGGAGCCAAGAAAAAGAAUCCAGAGAGUCCCAGUCUAGGCUAUGCCUUUAGAAAAUUCUUUAGGCAUAAGUCUUCAAAAGAAACUCAAUCAACAUCAAAUACCAAAGGUGCUGAAAAGUCACCUGAUUCUUCAGCUAAUAUAAAAUCAGACAAAGCUGCCUGUUCAUCACCUGAGGCCCAGGGGACACAGAAGAAUACUAAAGGCUUGGACUCUUCAGCUCAGCAACAGACGACAGCAUCCUCUGAAUCAGCAAAGAAUGGAACAAAGGAGAAAUCCCCCACUUCUCUUCCUCUGGGCAAGCUCUUUUGGAAAAAGUCAAUUAAAGAGGAUACAGUUCCCAAAGGUGCAGAGGAAAAUCAAAACCAAACCCAAACCCAGGAAGCAUGUGAAGCACCAGUAGAGGCUAUAAAGUCCGAGGAUAUAGAAGCAUCCUUACAAACAAUAGAGCUGAAUGAAGAAGAAGCUGUAAGUCCUGAGCCUGCCCCAGCCAAGCCCAACACAGAAGAAAACAAACCACGGAAAACAAACCUGAGGCUGUUUCUCAAACAACUGUCAAUAAGAGGUGCUGGAGACUUCACCAGUUCAGAAGAAGUCAAUGGGAAAGACUCUGAUGGUCAAACCUCAGACUCCACAGAAAAGGCUGUCACGCCCCCUGAAACCGAACCAGCAGGGCCUGGGCAGAAGAACAAGGAAGCUUCAAAGGACAAGAAGCCCACGGCUGAUCUGAAUAAGCAGAAAGGAAACAAAAAGGAUGCCACCGAACAAGUGAACUCCCCUGAUCGCCGAGGAGCCGAGAAGAAUUCCAUGCAGAAUGGAGGGGACUCCAAGGAAAGCCCUCUGAAGAGGCCAGAGAAGCGACAGUCUUUGGGAGGCUUCUUUAAAGGCCUUGGACCAAAACGGAUGUCUGACGCAGAAGUGCAAACAGAUCCUGUGUCUAUCGGGCCAAUUGGGAAAUCUAAGUAAUAAAUACCAACAGAGCUAUUGAAGAAUCCCUGCUCACAACAUGUUCUCCCACAGUCACGCUGACUUUUUCCUACCCCACAUCCCUCUUCCUCUUUUCCACCACUGCUGUCAUCAAUUGAGACCCCUGCCUAUAGAUAAAAGCAACAGCUGGUGUACAUUGAGGUGUAUUAUUUACAUAUCUGGUCCAUUAUAUGCCAAUCAAUAACUGUAAAGGUCAUCCUGAAGCAAAGUGUAUGUAGUAUUGUAACUAAAAAGAAGUCAGUAAUGUGGAGGGGUGGGAUGAGGGGCAAUUAUUCUAGAUAAGGUAUGAAGUUAUAAAAAUGGCAGCCAUUGCAAAAAAAAA
This is a messenger RNA of Trichosurus vulpecula (common brushtail), 2308 nucleotides long. It is a transcript of the gene BCAS1, whose product is annotated as brain enriched myelin associated protein 1. The transcript has 13 exons. Lineage: Eukaryota; Metazoa; Chordata; Mammalia; Diprotodontia; Phalangeridae. The coding region runs from base 1 to 1965 and encodes 654 amino acids. The record is from RefSeq and is a predicted model, not a curated record. Gene Ontology annotation, biological process: myelination.